AUGGCGGCUCACGCACCUUCAGAGACAGACGAGCAUACAGCCACUUCCACGCCUGCGCACACACCUGCACCGCGAAUAAGCAAUCCACCCGACAACUCAUCGCGGCAAAGCACUGGCAUCGACGAUGAGGACAUCGAGGCUUCGGCAGCCAAAGGCGGCCAGCCUGCGAGCAAGCCAACCGCAUCGACCCCAAAUGAGAAGCCAGACAUUGAGCAUACGGUAGUGGCAGAUGACCCGAGAAGCUGGUCAUCGGCGCGCAAGUGGACUCAGCUCGCCAUGCUGAGCUUUGGGGCUCUGAUACCCACCAUGGCUGCCAACGUUUUCUUCCCCGCCAUCGACCAGAUCAAGUCGGAUCUGAAUGCUAGCGAUGCGCAAAUAUCUCUCAGCAUCUCGUUGUACAUUCUUGCUCAGGUACGUCUCUAUCCUCACGAGCCCGCUUAGCUAGGAGGCUCACCUUUCACCUUGCACCCUCUUCGCUUACCGUGCUCUCCCUUCGCAUUGCCACACUCGGAUCUCAGGGGUCCUUUCCACUCGUGUGGGCGCCCACUUCAGAGAUCAUCGGUCGCAAGCCCUGCUUUCUGCUUGCCAUGCUCAUCUUCAGCGUCUGCGUGGGCGUCGCUGGUGCAGUACGAAGCAUCAAGGCCGUCAUAGCAUUGCGGGUCUUGGGUGCGGCAGGCUCAGCGGCCAUGCUGUCCAUAUCUGCAGGCAGCAUAGCAGACAUGUACGAACCGCACGAGCGCGGCGUCAAGGUCGGCAUAUACUACUCUGCUCCUCUGCUAGGACCUGCUCUGGCUCCUGUCAUCGGCGGUGCUCUCACCGAAGCUGGAGGCUGGCAAGCCACCUUCUACGCCAUGGCGGGACUCGGUGGCGCUUCCUGCCUAUCCUUUUUCUUCUUCCGAGAGACGUUCAGAGUGGAAAGGAGUCUGGCUUGGCAGACCGCCAAGAAGAGAGCGCUAACCAAAGCAGAAGAGUCGCGACAGGCACAGGCAAAUCGAGACGUUACCUACAUCGGGUCAUGUGAGGCCGAUCACGCUUCUACGCGCAGACCGUUCUGGGAAAGGUGGAUGCGGCGGUCCAAACCCAAUGCGGCGUCGACGCCGAGAGAGAAGCUGUCUGGCGGUGCAGGCACUACCGUCUCCCCUGCAUCAUCCAUCCGUCCACACACCCCACCAGAGUAUCGAGAACCUGCGGAUGUGGAGCUUGCUCCGCCCGUAGCUCCAAUGGCACCAUCGGCAGCAGCUCAGGCAGUGGACGAAGCGGCAAGACAAGAAGAGCGAGCUGCGAGAAUGGCUCGCGUCACCACCAACGCGACUGCUCGCAGCGCAAAACCGGCGGCUAUCGCGCGAGCCAAGAGCGCUGGAAGCGCAAGACGGGUCUUGACGCGCGACGGACAGGAGAUCAAGGUGAGUCGGCAUCGUCGCGAGUCCCGGCCCAUCUCGCUGGUGGGGAUCGAAGCUGAUCUGAGCCACGGCAUCCCCGGUUUCUCAGUUCAAACCCACACUGGCCGAUGUGAACCCUUGGUCCAACUUCAAGCACGUCUUGAACCAACCUCACAAUGUCUUGAGUCUCAUAUACAAUGGGGUGAGCUCACUUCUUUCAGAAAGUUGGUCAGGCUGAUUGCUCUGCUCGCUGCUGACCGCCUCAUCGCACCUCUGCAGCUUGCUUUUGGUAGCCAGUACUCUCUAUCGUACACAGCAGCUCGCACGUUUGCCGCUGCUCCCUACUCAUACGGUCCAUUGCUGGUGGGUGUGGUGCUGCUAGCGCUAGGCGUGGGUGGGAUAUUCGGUUCGGUCUUGGGCGGCAAGCUGUCCGAUCUGCGACUAAGGCGCAAAGGCAUCGAGCUGGGCCACAAGGCCCCUGCGGAAGAGAGGAUCAAGAGCAGCUUCCUGGCCAUGCUGCUCUGUCCGCUCGCCUUCAUCAUGUAUGCUUGGACCGUGCACCAACACGUCGAGAUUGCGGCACCGGUCGUCAGCUUGGUUUUGAUAGGUUUUUCGACCUUUUGGCCUUACUCUACCAGUCUGAGCUACAUCGUGAGUGCGACUGCGUCUGCGCUUCGACGGGCAGCCUCGAUCACACGCUAAACUUGUGUGUACCUUUGCCGCGCACGACAGGUCGAUUCCAACGUCGGAGGAGCGUCGGGCGCGGUGUCUUGCAAUAGUUUCUUCAGAGGCUUGACGGCCUUUGUCGCUUCCGAAGUGGCUGGGCCACUACAAGAUGCGGUCGGUGAUGGCGCACUGUACACGGGCUGGGCAGUCCUCAUAACCAUCGGCCAGGUGCUCAUCACCGUCGUUGCGUUCAAGGCCACGUCUUGGAGAGAGGACAAGCUGUCGGCAUGGGCGUGGUUGAAGUUCAGAGGCUUGAGGAAGCGAAUCGCUAGAAGUCGAUAG
Molecule: messenger RNA, 2387 nt
Organism: Ceraceosorus bombacis
Lineage: Eukaryota; Fungi; Basidiomycota; Exobasidiomycetes; Ceraceosorales; Ceraceosoraceae
Source: the annotation of a GenBank genome assembly